This is a messenger RNA of Nerophis ophidion (straightnose pipefish), 1675 nucleotides long. Its product is annotated as V-type proton ATPase subunit C 1-B-like. Gene Ontology annotation, cellular component: vacuolar proton-transporting V-type ATPase, V1 domain; lysosomal membrane. Gene Ontology annotation, molecular function: proton-transporting ATPase activity, rotational mechanism. Gene Ontology annotation, biological process: proton transmembrane transport. Bases 107 to 1234 code for a protein of 375 amino acids. Lineage: Eukaryota; Metazoa; Chordata; Actinopteri; Syngnathiformes; Syngnathidae. The record is from RefSeq and is a predicted model, not a curated record. The transcript is spliced from 13 exons.
GAGACUCACUGCAUCCUCUGUUGGAGACUGACAUAGACUGACUCAGGAUUCCAAAGAAGAUAUAUCUUGAAGUGCCAAACAACAUUUUUAAAAAGAACCAAGAGUCAUGCAAGACGCGUGGGUGAUAUCUGUCCCACUGGACAAGACCAGUUCAAAAAGUGUUGAGAAACUCAAACGCUUCGUUGGCAGAACUAACUUGGCCUCCUGCUGCAAAUUCUCCAUUCCAGAUCUAAAGGUGGGAAUAUUGGACAGCCUACUAAGCGUGUCAGAUGAACUCUCCACACUCGACAUAUUUACUGAAAGCGUGAUGAUACAAACAUGCAAAUGUAUGAGGGAGGUGAUGGAGCAAGCCGGUGACAAAGUGAUGGAAGACAUCUUAGCCAAUGGAGUGGACAUGAUGAGCUAUGUGACCAACUUCCAGUGGGACGAAGUCAAGUAUCCCACGUCGCUGCCUCUCUCCAGCCUGGUAAACAUCAUCAAAAAGGAAGUUUCCCAGGUGAAGAUGGAAUUCAAAUCCAGAGCUGCAACGUACAACAGUGUGAAAACACGUUUGCAGAGACUGGAGCAACAACAAAAAGGCAGUUUGCAAACAUGCAGCAUGAAUGGCAUUGUGAGGAGAGAAGAUCUGGUGUUUUCAGAGUAUCUGACUACUCUCCUGGUGCUGGUCAGCAGGAGGGACUAUAUGCAGUGGGAAAACACAUAUGAAUCUUUGUCAGAAUUUGUGGUGCCGCGGUCAAGCAGAAAACUUUGUGAAGACAGAUCAGUAGGUAUAUUUUCUGUGACACUAUUCAAGAGAGUGGUGUGUGACUUCAAAGCCAAAGCCAAGGAAAACAAGUUCAAUGUGCGUGAGUACAGCUUUGACCUGGACGAGAAGCAGCAACAGGAGAGGAUGGAGCUCAGUGUUCACAAAAAAGAGCAUUACGGCACUUUUAUGGAAUGGCUAAAGGCAAUAUACAACCAGGUGAUCAUUUCUUGGAUUCACCUGAAAGCCUUAAGGAUCUUUGUGGAGUCAGUUCUCAGGUACGGACUGCCUGUUAACUAUCAGGCUCUUCUGCUUCAGUCAGACAGGAAGUGUUCUGAGAAACUGAGUGAAAAACUCUCUUCUUUGUUUGCGUAUCUGGACCCAACUUCUGCAGUCAGUGACGUGACCUGUGACAUCCCAGGAUUCAGCCAACAGGACUACUUCUCCUACAUCUGCUUCCCCGUUAACAUCAACUUGUUGGACUUAAGAUAGCAACACAAAACACCAAAAACACAUACAAUUUAUAUAGUGACACAGCUCAUACCUCUCAGUCCAGCCUUGCACACUUGAACCACUCGAACCAGUGACCACAUAUCCCCACAGAUUGAGUUAAGUCAAGCACUGCUAACCAAUGACAAAAGCCUUUGUCAACUCAUUGUCCAGUGCAGCGCUUAAUGCAUCAGGGUGUGAGGUUUGCACUACUAUCGCACGGUCACACUAGCUUGCAUCUGUUACACCUGGUUCCAUAUUUUACACCUCAGCACAUUGCCUAAAUACUGUAGCAACAGCAAGUCACAAAAAUUCCCAGACAAUAAUUUAUUUGUGGAGGCUUGCCACAAAUACAUUUGGACUGCCACAAAUACAUUUGACACUUCCUUUUAAGAAACCUCCAUGUUCUGCUAAGAAUCCUCCAUGUUUAUGCAAGUUUAUAAA